Molecule: messenger RNA, 6168 nt
Organism: Dreissena polymorpha
Lineage: Eukaryota; Metazoa; Mollusca; Bivalvia; Myida; Dreissenidae
Product: NIPA-like protein 2
Exons: 11
Coding region: 155-1387 (410 amino acids)
Biological process (GO): magnesium ion transport
Cellular component (GO): membrane
Molecular function (GO): magnesium ion transmembrane transporter activity
Source: RefSeq, a predicted model, not a curated record
UCCAAAGUUUGAGAUGCUUUAUUAUUAACUUAGUUUCUUAAAGCGUCUCAGUGCUCAAGACGUGUGAAUUAUAAUUAUGGUCAAUGACAUAUUGUUUCGUAUUAAUUAACAUUUACGAUGAAUAUAUACUUUAGUUAAUACUGACCACAUUCAUAUGAAAAUGAAUAUAACAACCGCUGAAAAUACAAACACUACUUCGGCAGGAGAGACAGCUCAUUUGCAGGACCUGGUGAUAGGAUGCGUGCUGGCAAUAUGUGGUAACCUGCUGAUUUCAGUGUCCCUCAACUUACAGAAAUACACGCACAUGAAGAAUGAGGCCCGUGAGGUUGCAAUCCACUAUACUAAGGACCCAAUGUGGUGGCUAGGGGUUAGCCUCAUGGUGAUUGGGGAGGUGGGAAACUUCUCUGCAUACGGUUACGCCCCAGCGUCGCUGGUUGCCCCCCUUGGCACUACCACUGUUAUAGCUAACAUGUUUUUGGCAGCAUUAUUUUUGAAAGAAAAAAUUGGACCUGAAAAUCUCUUUGGGUCUGCACUAGCUGUUUUGGGAGCUGUAUUAGUUGUCGGCUUUGCACCAAAGAAAGAAAAGAUAUUAGAUGGGAUCAUGUUGAUGUCUCUUCUUAAAAAUAUGGGAUUUAUUGUUUAUACCUGUAUAGAGCUGGCUAUCCUGGCAGUGCUGCUUUUACUGCUGCAUGUGAAAAAGAUGACAAGAGUCGUCAUAUACCUUUUAAUAGUUGCAAUCAUUGCCUCGUUCUCGGUGAUAUCAGCGAAGGCCGUGUCCAGUAUGGUCCAGCUGACAUUUGCUGGCGACUCCCAGUUGAAGUACAUCUCACUGUACGUCAUGCUCAUUAUCAUGGUCUCCACAGCCAUUCUGCAGGUCAAAUACCUGAACAUGGCGAUGAAGAAGUUUGAGUCCACCAUAGUUGUGCCAACCAACUUUGUAUUCUUCACGCUCAGUGCAAUCAUCGCUGGUAUUGUCUUCUACCAGGAGUUCAUGGGCAUGACGGCUCUAGAAAUAUUCAUGUUUCUCUUUGGAUGUUCCAUGUCCUUUCUUGGGGUAUACUUCAUCGUUGUAGGGCGUAAGAUUCCAGCGGCCGUUAUACAGGCCACACAGCCUGCGCCAGACCAGCCCCCACAGUCCAUAGCCUCACGCAUAUUCCCAUGUAAGGCUUGUUUCAUCUUUCCAGCGUGGCUCUGCGCUACUGUGAAUGUAGGCAAAGUUCAGCCGUCAGGUUACACAAGCCACCUCAACACUGAUGAGGAGAUGAGGCGCCCGUUUGUCGGCUCCGAUGCCGAAGACUCAGACUCUUCACAGGAGACGCUGUACACGACGACGAAGGAAACCAACGGUAGCGUGUUGUACACAAGGAAUUAUGGGGCAGACAACUGAAUAGGGCAGACACAACUGAAAAACACAGUGGUUAAAUAGCAUUAUGUGGCCAAAUUUUUUUCUUUGGUUAUAGGAUGGUGAUAUUUUAUGUUUGUUGAUUUGUUUGAAAUUUGUGUGUAAAUUAUUUAGUGUUAUCUGAGACGUUUUCACUGGUAUAAAUAGGCCAGACAGUACUUAGAACUUAUUUGACCACCUUAAGAUUACAACAUGUACAUGUGCUUCAAAUAAAACUUUGUUAUUAGGAUCAGAAUGCAUAUUUCUUCCUGCUUAAUAUAUUUAUUUACUUUUGAAAUGUUCCAUUUGCUAUUUGCGGGUAUUUUAUCAUAUUGUUGCUGAAAGAGCUUUAAGUGUAUAUUUAUUUGAAGGUAAAACUUAAGUAGUUUAUUUUUAUUAACCUACUUGAGAAUAACGUGCUUUUGGUGAGCUUUUGUGAUCACCUUUUGCCUGUUGUUAUACAUCUGUCAUCUUUCAUCAAUAUUUACCUUGUAAACACUAUAGGCCACAUUUAUUUACCAAUCUUCAUGAAACUUGGUUGGAACAUUAAUGCCGAGUUGUAAAAAAAUGUAGUCACAAACUAGAUCAAUAGGUCAUCUUCAAUGAAAGGCUUGUAAACACAAUUUUUUUGCCAUGUCAUGAAAUUUGCUGAGAACCUUUGUUCCAAUUAUACCUCAGCCAAGUUCAAAAGUGUUACCUUUACAAAAUCAUGACCAUGUGUUAACCUGGAUUACAAGUGUUAAUUAACUAGGUCACCAGACAAAUCUAAGAAAAACAUUGUUACCAAUCUAGAAUGAUAAUUUUUAAUUAAUGUUGAUGAAAAUUUGACAAUGUUCAUCUUCAAAUAUCAAGGCUGAGUUUGAAUCUGACUCACACGCAUCCAAAAACUGGGUCAACAGAUCAUUUUUAUGAAAAACUUUGUUUCACUCUAGAAGCCAUAUGUAUGACUCAGUCUUGAUGAAACUUUGGCAGAUAAGUUAUCUUGACAAGUUCUUGGACAAGUUUGAAUCUGGGACAAUUUUGUCAAAAAAUAAGGUCACAGGGUCAAAUGUUAUCAGUCGUGUUACCACUCUAAAGCCAUAUUUAUUACUCCAUCUUGAGGAAAAGUUGUCAGAAUGUUAAUACUGACAAUAUCCAUCCCAUGUUUGAAUAUAGGUAAAGUGGGGUCAAUAACUAGAUCACUAGGUCAAAGUGUGAAAUUUAAACUCAUGUGAGCACCAAAGCAUAAUUGCCCUAUUGUUGAUAUAAACUUUAACAUAAAUAUAACAUUUUCUGCUGAUAUAUUAAACUUAAGGAGUGAUUAGAUUCAGAAGUGAUGUAAUCAAUAGUAACAUGUAGCUUAAUUUAACCUUGUUGGGAUGCUGUUAGAAACAAUAGGGUUUGGCCAAGUAUUAUUUUAUUUUGAUGUAUUAUUUGAGUUCAUUAUGUGUACCGGUAUACAUCCUCGUGUGAUCCAUAAUAUUUGAUGAUUACAAUUCUUAACCCAUUUAUGCCUUGUGGACUCUCCCAUCCUUCUAAAUUGGAUCAAUUUGUUUCCAAAAUUAGGGAUGUCUAGUAUAUUUAUUUCUAUAUUAAGAAUAUUUCUUACAUAAAUUCCUUUAAGCAAACAGCGCAGACCCUGAUGAGACGCUGCAUCAUGUGGCGUCUCAUCCGGGUCUACGCUGUUUGCCAAGACCUUUUUUCUAGAUGCUAGGCAUAAAUGGGUUAAUAUUGACAUUAUUGUAUUUGUAUUAAGAUGAAUUUACUUGAUUUGUUAUUUGUCCAAUUGUGUGUUAAUUGACUUGUGUUGAUUGAUUUGUAGGUAUUUUGGGUUCAUUUUGUUCAUGGUUGCACAAUAAGCAUAAUUACAACAAUGUUAAGUGUUCAUUAUAACAUGCAAAGAGUUUGAGUGUAUACUAGUUUUAGAUAGGAUAUGUUGUAAAUCUUCAAGUUUCAAGAAUAUGUAUUGAUUAUGAGCAUGAUGAAUACUUGAGACCUCUCGUUGAAAAUAAGUUUUCAAUAUACUGUGAACAAUUGUACAUACAGACAGAUAUGUGUCAAAGCAUUGUAUGUGAUAAACAAUUUUUAAGCACAUAAAAUAGUUUCACAAUUAAACUGUGAUAGCCUUAGAAAUAGAAUAAUGGAAUCUACCCAGUUAUGGUGACUAAUGAUAUUAUGUGUUGUUUAUACAUUAAUGUGCAUCACCGUGUGCACUGUAUAUGAUUUGUUUAAGUCUCGGUUGAGAAUUUCACUGCAUGUGUACUGUUUUCUUUAUGCCUAUUAGUGGAAUUAUUAGAAACGUUUGAUUUUUUUUAAACUGACAAAAGUUUAUUAUCAUACAGUUUAUUAUCACAAGUGUUAGACUUCAGAAAGUGUUUGAGAGUACAAUGUAAAACAAAUACAAUGUUUAUGUUUAACGUUAUCAUAAACCUAUUGUAAAUAUAUGACAUUUCUAUAUCAUAUAAAACCAUGUUCCUUCUGUUUUCUGAUAUUAUGAGGUAACAUUCCACUCACUUCCUGAAUCAAAAUUCAUGUUUUUGAUUUAUUGUUUAUAACUGCUAAUCUUUUAAUUAUUGUUGGUAGGGGAUGAAAAUUUGAAUAGUUAUAAAAUGAGAUGUUUAUUUUUAUUGCAUGUAGGUUUAGAUAAUUUGCCACAUUCAUUGUUUUUAGCUCACCUGUCACGAAGUGACAUGGUGAGCUUAUGUGACCGUGUGAUGUCCGGCGUUCGUAUGUGUGUGUGCGUCCGUCCGUCAACAAUUUGUUUGUGUAGACAGUAGAGGUCACAGUUUUCAUCCAAUCUUAAUGAAAAUUGGUCAGAAUGUUCAUCUUGAUGAAAUCUGGGUUGGGAUUGUAUUUGGGUCAUCUGGGGUAAAAAACUAGGUCACUAGGUCAAAAACUAGGUCACAUAAUAGGUCAAAUAAUAGAAAAACCUUGUGUAGACAAUGGAGGUUGCAGUUUUCAUCCAGUCUUUAUGAAAUUUGGUCAGAAUGUUUAUCUUGAUGAAAUCUGGGUUGGUAUUGUAUUUGGGUCAUCUGGGAUCAAAAACUAGGUCGCUAGGUAAAAAACUAGGUCAAAUAAUAGAAAAACCUUGUGUAGACAAUAGAGGUCACAGUUUUCAUCUAAUCUUUAUGAAAUUUGGUCAGAAUGUUCAUCUUGAUGAAAUCUGGGUUGGGAUUGUAUUUGGUUAGUCAGGUGAGCUAUUCAGGGCCUUGUUUAAAUGAUUUGAUUAUUUGAUAACAUAUGCUUUUAACAGUUAACAGUCCUAAUUUUAUUUUACUCUUGUACUUUCAAUAAAAUUGUAAUAUAUAGUCCUCCUGAGAAUAUGUUUAUAACCAAAGUGUGAUGGUGAAAUGGAAGUGGGGGGGGGGGGGUCAAAGAGAUAUGCCUAUUAUUAAUCAAACAAGUGAAAGUUGAAAAUAAACUGGUUUCAUUUUCAAGGACAAUUCGCAUGUGCAUUCACAAAAACACUGGUAUGGCGUUCUUCAAGGAAACUUUGGGAUCUUCUCAAUAUUUAAAGGAAAGUAUAUCACUUCAGAAGGACAUAGUUGUGUUGUCAGUUAUUAUACCAAUAUUCAGAUCUGUUGUUUCUGAUACUUCCACAUGUGUUAUUGUAGAUUAUCUUUUUACCACUUAGAUAUGUUAUUUUGACGCAUUUGUAGUCCCUCAGAAAAUUAAAUUAAGUUAAAGACCUUUCUUGCUAGAUUCAAGUUUUAAAGGCUUCAUUUCCAACCCUUAGAUACUGAUGAGCAGCAAACACCAUAAAACCUUAACAGACUGCGAGUUACUCGCAGGUUGUUCUGGUUUUAUGCCGUUGGCACAUAGCCAUUUACACUUGGCGUCUGAGAGAGAAAGGGUUAUAUCUCAGUUUCAGAUAAUAGUAAUUAUCUGGGAAAUCUGCACUAACUAAUCAGGGAUGGAACUUUGCUCCUAGACUGGAUUUUAGUAAGGAAAUCUGCACUAACUAAUCAGGGAUGGAACUUUGCUCCUAGACUGGAUUUUAGUAAGGAAAUCUGCACUAACUAAUCAGGGAUGGAACUUUGCUCCUAGACUGGAUUUUAGUAAGGAAAUCUGCACUAACUAAUCAGGGAUGGAACUUUGCUCCUAGACUGGAUUUCAGUUCAGAAGAGACUUCCUCUAAAUGAACAAAUCUAUGAAAUGGGAAAGUGUCAUCUGGGGUGAUACUUUGGGCUCAAGCAUUAAGCCCGGUUUUCUCAUGUUGCUGCUCAUAUGUGCUUACUGUUCUCAUUUAUGGUUAAAUAUUCUCAUAGAUCCUUAGCAUAAGCUUCAAUACUUCAGUUAUUUGAUAGCUUCAAAUCUGUUUUUUUUCUUAGGUCUGGAGAUAUUUGUUUGUGCUAACAUCAAAUACUUAAACUCAAUAAUGACCAUUAAGUAUGUUUUGUAUUUUUAUUUUAAUGGAAAGCGGUAUAUCAAGUCUCUUUGAGUUUUUUUAUGAGACAAGUUGGUAACAGCUUUAACAAUGAUUUAAUUUACUUAUUAAGUUAUUAGAGAAUUACAUAUUAUUUAAUGUAUUGUUUGGGACCAGUUGUAGAAAUAUUGUGUAUUGUACAUAAACCUGAUGUAUUGUGAUAUGUUAUAGAUCGGAAUAAUAGAAGGAAAUGGGUAAUUACAUGUAUCUGCUAUGAUUUUGCAUAUAAGUAAUUUAUGUAACGGUAUGUAUUGUUACAUAAUUGUAAGAUAUCAUAAUGAUUGUGUUUGUUUCAAAUGAUUAUAUACUACAUAUUUGAUUUUUUUUUUAUUGAUGUUGAUUGUUUAGAAAAUAAAGAUUUAUUUUGCCUUUUUUGACACAA